Sorghum bicolor (sorghum) is the source of this 375-nucleotide messenger RNA. Its product is annotated as BTB/POZ and MATH domain-containing protein 3. The transcript has 2 exons. Bases 1 to 375 code for a protein of 124 amino acids. The record is from RefSeq and is a predicted model, not a curated record. Gene Ontology annotation, biological process: protein ubiquitination. Gene Ontology annotation, molecular function: protein binding. Lineage: Eukaryota; Viridiplantae; Streptophyta; Magnoliopsida; Poales; Poaceae.
AUGGGCCGCUAUGACUGGGCCGUCCGCUUCUUCCCCGAUGGGGGCGAGGGCGGCGCGCUAGUGCUGCUCCUUGAGCUGCUGACCAAGGACGUGGCGAAGGCGUGGUCACCGGUGUUCAAGGCAAAGUUCUAUGGGCCUGAGAUGGAGGAGAAUCUAGGUUGCAUUGCUGUUGAGGAUGUGCGGCCUGCUGUCUUAAAAGCCAUGCUCCAUUUCAUCUACACUGACUCAUUGCCUGAUAUGGAUGCUCUUGGCGAUGUUGAUAAGCAAGAAAUGAUUCGGCAUUUGCUGGUGAUUGCAGAUCAGUAUGAAAUGAAGAGGCUGAAGUUGAUGUGCGAAGACAGCCUCUGCAACAGCCUUAGUGUGGAUUCUGUCUGA